Dentiscutata heterogama is the source of this 146-nucleotide messenger RNA. The record is from the annotation of a GenBank genome assembly. NCBI's taxonomy places the organism in Eukaryota, Fungi, Glomeromycota, Glomeromycetes, Diversisporales, Gigasporaceae.
UAAAAGUUCAACAAGAAACACUUCAGCAAAAUUCACAAAAUCCUUUAACAAACCAAGAAACUUCCCAUCAAGCCUCUAUUCGUGCAGCACUUGAAUUUCUUAAAACUCAAAAACUUAGCUCAGCACCACCUUUAAACAUCCAUAGA